Messenger RNA from Colletotrichum abscissum, 168 nucleotides. RefSeq lists its product as uncharacterized. The transcript has a single exon. The record is from RefSeq and is a predicted model, not a curated record. Bases 1 to 168 code for a protein of 55 amino acids. NCBI's taxonomy places the organism in Eukaryota, Fungi, Ascomycota, Sordariomycetes, Glomerellales, Glomerellaceae.
AUGCCUUCCUUUUGCUGCUCAAUCUGCUGCUUAUGUUGCUUCAGUCCAAGGCACCGGCAGGCACGACAUCAGAUCGAUCGAGCUGCAGUUGCCAGUCAAGUUACCAUCCCGAACCUGCCGUCUUCCUGUAUGGUGGCCGUGCCUGCCUGCCUGCCCGGACCUGAGUGA